CUUAAUAAAGCGUACUUGAGGACAAAUAUGUUGAAAUAAAAACAAUGAACCAGAUAAUGGUUUCAAGUUAUUGUAAAUUUUAAAUGUAUUCUAAAGAAACUUUUGAGAUACAUGAAUAUUACAUUUUGGCUACUGUUAGAAAACUAUUUUUUUUCAGUGGUAGUACGGAGCGCAUAAAUUGAAACUUGUGUAUACAAAUAAUGUAAUAUUGUAUAUAGAGACAUUUAUAUUAAAUGGAUUUAAAGAACCCAGGACUCUCUCAGUCGGAUUAUACGUUUCUAUAUCAGUGGAAUCGUUCCCUCACUGACCUCGAUCUAAAGCGACGCAAAGCAGACAAACGCGAAAGAGACAGAAUGCAGAUUAGAAUUAUAGAAAAGAUAGCGAACCCUACGCUUGGAUUUGAAGUAGAAAACUUCAAACUCUUUGGAGGCCUCAAGAAAACAACGACAGAAAUUCACAACACACUACCGUCACUUGAUACUGUUUCCGCAGAGAGGGAAUGUAAUUCUUUCGAGGAUAAACGGAGGCGCCAACCUCAUGCAGUAAAGUACAAUAACUUCUAUGGAUGUAUUCAACAAGAAGCCACAAAACCAAGAACUCCCAGAACCGCAUCAUCUGUUGCUAUAUCUGGCAUUGACGAAGAACGCACAAGUUCUCGGAUUCAGUUAACAUCACGUGAACGUGCAAACAAUCAAUCACGUGGCUCAUUGUUUUCUCAAAAUGAACAAAGUGGCUCUUUAUUUUCAAACAGUGAAUCGGGCCGUAAAUCUGACUUGCCGUCCCGGGGUAGCAAAGACUUUUUAGAGCCACGUACUCCAGUACCUUAUAGGAAUAAUAUAUAUUGAACUUAUUUGCUGUAAAUAUGAAAAUACAUUCUUGCAUUUAGCAAAAUCCGGAUGUCUAGGAGUGGGUAAAACGUAUCAUUUUGUAAAUUAUGAAAUAAAUUAUAACCAGUC
Messenger RNA from Mercenaria mercenaria, 956 nucleotides. RefSeq lists its product as uncharacterized. The record is from RefSeq and is a predicted model, not a curated record. The coding region runs from base 234 to 845 and encodes 203 amino acids. NCBI's taxonomy places the organism in Eukaryota, Metazoa, Mollusca, Bivalvia, Venerida, Veneridae. The transcript has 3 exons.